AUGGCUAUUAGAAAUCCUGAAAAUAUACAAAAAUUAUAUUUAUUAAAAACACCAACGGAUACCAUAAAAACGGAAGAAAUAAAAAUUAGAAAGGGCAUCUUCCCAGGAGAUACAUUAAGUGCCCUAUGGUUCAACAUGUGCCUAAACCCAUUAUCUACAAUAUUAAACAAAACUAAAUAUGGAUAUCAAAUCAGAAAUAACAGACAAACGCAGUACACAAUAAACCACUUAAUGUAUGUAGAUGACAUAAAACUAUAUGCAGCAACUGGAACACAAUUAAAUACGCUUUUAAGAAUCACAGAAAAUUUCACAUCUGACAUAAAAAUGCAAUUCGGAAUAGAGAAAUGUAAGACAACACAUACUGAAAGAGGACAAUGGAUCACAGACGAUACGCAAAGAACAUUACAAAAUGAAACACUAAAAAACUUAGAAAAACACGAAACAUACAAAUACCUCGGCUUUGAACAAAAUACUAAGAUAAACCACACAGAAAUUAAAAAAUACUUACAAAAACAAUACAAACAAAGACUCACAAAAAUACUUAAAACCAAACUAAAUUCAAAAAAUCUCGUCAAAGCAAUAAACACAUACGCAAUAACAGUCCUUACAUAUUCCUUCGGAAUAAUCAAUUGGUCAAACACAGACUUAGGUGACACUAAUAGAAUAACAAGAACACACCUGACAAAGUCACUAAAGCUACACCCGAAAUCAUGUGUAGACAAAUUAACAAUAAGUAGAGAAGAAGGUGGUAGGAGAAUAACGGACAUAAAAGCGUUACACAAUAGACAAAUAAAAAAUCUUCGCAAAUACUUCCACACAAAAGAAACACAGCUACAUAAAGCAAUAACGAAAGCCGACAAAAAUCACACACCACUAAAUCUAUCGAGAAGCAAUACAGACAUAGAUAACUAUAACGACAUAGACCAUACACAAAGCAAAAUAAACGCAUGGGCCAUAAAACAAUUACACGGAAAACACUACUACACCACUACAGUCGAGAAUAUAAACAAAAACGACACAUACGAAUGGCUAAAAAAACCUAUUCCCAGAAACCGAAGGAUUCCUAAUCGCAAUUCAAGAUCAGAUGAUAAAUGCCGGAAAUGUAAAUUAGUAGCCGAAACAAUAGAACACAUAACAGGGGGUUGUAAAAUACUAGCAAAUACCGAAUAUACGGAAAGACACAACAUGGCAGCAAAAAUCAUACAUAAAGCAAUAGUGAACAAAUACAAACUGGAGAACACUACAACACCAUACUACAAAUAUACACCAACAACAAUAAUAGAUAGCGAAAAGUACAAACUAUACUGGGACACAACAUUAAACACAGACAAAACAAUAAAAUACAACAGACCGGACAUCACAUUUACAAACAAAGAAGACAAGACAUCAUACCUAAUAGACAUUCCAAUACCAAACGACAUCAACAUCCCACAGAAAUACAGAGAAAAAAUAGAAAAAUACACACCACUUGCACAAAAAAUACACAGAAUAUGGAAACAAAAAAACCUUUACAUCAUCCCUUUCAUCAUAUCAGCAACAGAUAUUACACCGAAUAAUUUUAAAUCACAUCUCACACAACUACAACUAGACCCAAAUAUACACCAAGAAAUACGAAAGGCGAUUAUAUUAAAAACAUGCAACAUAAUCAGAGCCUUCCUAAAUUCAGGAGAUUAA
Messenger RNA from Polistes dominula (European paper wasp), 1674 nucleotides. RefSeq lists its product as uncharacterized. The record is from RefSeq and is a predicted model, not a curated record. NCBI's taxonomy places the organism in Eukaryota, Metazoa, Arthropoda, Insecta, Hymenoptera, Vespidae.